This is a messenger RNA of Chaetura pelagica (chimney swift), 2591 nucleotides long. RefSeq names its product aldehyde dehydrogenase 18 family, member A1 (gene ALDH18A1). The coding region runs from base 20 to 2428 and encodes 802 amino acids. The record is from RefSeq and is a predicted model, not a curated record. Lineage: Eukaryota; Metazoa; Chordata; Aves; Apodiformes; Apodidae. Gene Ontology annotation, cellular component: mitochondrion; cytoplasm. The transcript has 17 exons. Gene Ontology annotation, molecular function: glutamate 5-kinase activity; ATP binding; glutamate-5-semialdehyde dehydrogenase (NADP+) activity.
UUGCAGAAGGCAUCUCAGAAUGUUGUCUCAAGCUGCUCUGAGACCUCUUGUCCGUUCCCCUGGAUGGUGCUUUGUGUUGCCACCACAUGCCACCUCAGCUGUUUCCCCUUGGUUUCUCCCUCACUGUGGCCAAAGGUCAGGGAAUGGCUCCGUCCGCUGCUGGAGCAACAUCCCGUUCCUGACGGUGCCGCUCAGCCGGGCGCACGGGAAGCCCUUCGCGCACCGCAGCGAGCUGAAGCACGCGAAGCGCAUCGUGGUGAAGCUGGGCAGUGCUGUCGUGACCCGAGGGGAUGAGUGUGGCUUGGCUCUUGGGAGGCUGGCAUCUAUCGUAGAGCAGGUGUCAAUGCUGCAAAAUCAGGGCCGAGAGAUGAUGAUUGUCACCAGUGGUGCUGUAGCUUUUGGAAAGCAGCGGUUGCGUCACGAGAUCUUGCUUUCUCAGAGUGUGAGGCAAGCACUUCAUUCAGGCCAGAGUCAGCUAAAAGAUGUGGCCAUUCCAGUCUUGGAGGCCCGAGCCUGCGCAGCAGCUGGCCAGAGUGGACUAAUGGCUCUGUAUGAGGCCAUGUUUACACAGUACAGCAUCUGUGCAGCUCAGAUUUUAGUCACCAACCUGGAUUUCCAUGAUGAGCAGAAGCGGCGAAACUUAAAUGGAACAUUACAUGAGCUUUUAAGGAUGAAUAUUGUCCCUAUAAUUAACACUAAUGAUGCUGUUGUUCCACCUCCAGAGCCAAACAGUGAUCUGCAGGGGGUAAAUGUGAUUAGUGUGAAGGACAAUGACAGCCUGGCAGCACGACUGGCUGUGGAAAUGAAGACUGAUCUCCUGAUUGUUCUCUCAGAUGUAGAAGGACUCUUUGACAGCCCUCCAGGAUCUGAUGAUGCGAAGCUCAUUGACAUAUUCUAUCCAGGAGACCAGCAGUCUGUAACAUUUGGAACCAAAUCCCGGGUGGGAAUGGGAGGCAUGGAAGCCAAGGUGAAAGCAGCUCUGUGGGCCCUCCAAGGAGGCACGUCUGUAGUGAUUGCAAAUGGAACCCACCCAAAGAUCUCAGGUCAUGUCAUCACAGAUAUUGUGGAAGGGAAAAAAGUCGGAACUUUUUUUUCAGAGGUAAAACCUGCAGGCCCUACAGUAGAGCAGCAGGGUGAGAUGGCUCGAGCUGGUGGUAGGACCCUGGCAGCUUUACAGCCUGAGCAGAGAGCAGAGAUUAUUUAUCGUCUUGCUGAUUUACUAACUGACCAGAGAGAAGAAAUUCUUCUGGCAAACAAAAAGGACUUGGAAGAGGCCGAAAAUAAAGGGAGAUUGGCACUUCCUUUGUUGAAACGUCUAAGCCUGUCCACGUCAAAGCUGAACAGCUUGGCUAUUGGUCUGCGCCAGAUCGCAGCGUCCUCCCAGGACAGCGUGGGCCGUGUCCUUCGGCGGACACGAGUAGCAAAAGACCUGGAUUUGGAGCAGGUGACAGUGCCUAUUGGUGUCCUUCUCGUGAUCUUUGAGUCCCGUCCUGACUGUCUUCCACAGGUGUCUGCUUUGGCCAUAGCCAGUGGAAAUGGCUUGCUACUUAAAGGAGGGAAAGAGGCAGCACGUAGCAAUCAGAUUCUUCAUCAUCUGACUCAAGAAGCCCUCUCUAUUCAUGGAGUCAAAGAUGCAGUUCAACUAGUGAACACGAGAGAGGAAGUAGAAGAUCUUUGCCGUCUGGAUAAGCUCAUAGAUCUAAUCAUCCCACGUGGUUCAUCACAGCUAGUCAGGAACAUCCAGAAAGCUGCCAAGGGAAUCCCAGUGAUGGGACACAGUGAAGGGAUCUGUCAUGUCUAUGUGGACACAGAUGCCAGCGUUGAGAAGGUCACACGAAUAAUCAGAGACUCAAAGUGCGAAUAUCCUGCUGCCUGCAAUGCUCUGGAAACUCUCUUAAUUCAUCGAGACUUGCUGAGAACCCCGUUGUUUGAUCAGAUCAUAGACAUGUUGAGAGUGGAACAGGUAAAGAUUCAUGCUGGCCCGAAGUUUGCAUCUUACUUGACAUUCAGCCCUUCAGAAGUGAAGUCACUCCGCACAGAAUACGGGGACUUGGAGUGCUGCAUUGAGGUGGUGGACAGUGUCCAAGAGGCUGUUGAACAUAUCCACAAAUAUGGAAGUUCUCACACGGAUGUUAUAAUCACAGAAAAUGAGAAUACAGCAGAGUUCUUCCUCCAGCAUGUGGACAGUGCUUGUGUUUUCUGGAAUGCCAGUACCCGGUUCUCUGAUGGCUAUAGAUUUGGACUCGGUGCUGAAGUGGGAAUUAGUACUUCUCGUAUCCAUGCACGUGGACCAGUGGGAAUUGAAGGACUCUUAACUACAAAGUGGUUGCUGAGGGGAGACAAUCAUGUUGUUUCUGACUUCUCAGAGCAUGGGAGCAUGAAGUAUCUUCAUGAGAGCCUCCCUCUCCCUCAGAGGAAUACCAACUGAGAACAUCAGGGUAGGGGUGAAAACCCAGUGGUGUAAAUAUUUCCUGAAGGAGUUCAGGCUUCCAGGGCACUCUCUGGGGAGGGAGUUUCUUUUUAAUCUUCAGGAGCAUUGUUCUCUGUCACUGUGCAGUACAAUGAAUACAAAAUUAUUCCAUCUGUGAGAU